UAAAGUCGACUUUGGAAUUACGGAAAACGAAGCUGUCGUUACUAAAACACUAACACUCAACACAAUCAGAGUAGAAGACACAAUUCACAAUCGACAAGGUGCACAGAAAGCACCAUAAAAUGUCUGAACUGCCUGAAACUCCUGAAAUGAACUCCCACAAGGUGGAGCCCAAGAAGUACUCACCACAGGAGUACAGGGAGAAAAUCCUUAGCCUGUUUCCGCUUCCGCCGAAACCGGAAAAUAUGUGCCACGAUGCGUUCGUGAAGGAGCUCCUGGAGCCAUAUGUCCUGGAGACCAAACAGGUGGCUCGAGCCGUAAAGAUGACCCGCUAUUCCCCCGGGGACGAAUCUAGUGACGAUACGAACGAGGCGUUCCUGGCAAAGAUGUACAAAAUGGACUACUCGGCACGGGCCACCGUUUACAUGGCCCAGGCCACCUUAACCAGGACCAGUACCAAGUCGAUCCUCAGUCCCGAGCAACGGGACUCGGCAGCCCAGACGACCCAAAUGUUCAAGGUGCGCUUCGCCAACCUGAUAUCCGACUUCCGGAACGUGUGCAUCAUCUACCAGCUGCUGCAGCUGCAAGAGAUCCUCAACGUGAUGCGGGAGUAUCCGCCAGCUGGCACCAAUCCCAACGACACUAUCUUCGGAUGGUCCUACAAGGAGAAUCUAAAGCGCUUUGAACAGCAGCCGAGUACAGUGUAUGUGGACAUUCUGGAGAAGAACAAGCCGGAGGCCACGCUUGACGACCUUAAGUUUUACGUGGAUUUGGGAGAGCUGAUCGGCCUGGUACAGGCACUCCUAGACGAUGUGAUCCACGACAGGGAUCUCUGCGCUCCGCACGGCUUCAUGGAGCGUCUUAAGGACACCCAAGUGGAUAUCGACAAGCUGAUAGCCCUGCCCUACGAGACAAUAAUGGCCGAACACGAUUCACUACUUGAGGAGAAGGAAAAAAAGAACCGGGUGGGAAAGUUCCACAAUCCCAAGCUAACGGCUAAGCAGCAUGCACUUAACAAGGAACGAUUUCAGAUCGACUUCAUGAACCCAAUCGAGUCGCGCUAUAAGGUGAAUUGGACCCACGAUAUUGUGGAACAGGGGCAGUACAUUGACUUCCUACGCUGCAAGGUGCUUUCCGACGAGCUAGAAAAGAUCGCAGAGCUGACGACCAAGGACAUGAGUGUGUGGAGGAGCUGCCAUUUGGAGUACGUCACACUGAUCGAACAGUACAAGAACCGCAUCAAUGCGGUUCAACAGGCCUACGACGACGACAUGGAAACGGCCGAGACUAAGUUGCAGGUGACCAUCAACCGGGUGAGCAAGUGCAAGGAAGACCUGAGGUCCUACCAGGAAAAGGUUGAGGACUUCCAUCUGAAAAUAGAGGAGGUGCGCGAGAAGAUUGCGAAGGAGUUGGAAAAGGAACGUGCCCGUUUGUCAGCUGCACGAGUUUCUAAACGGAUGUCCAGGAUAUUGGCGAGGCAGAAGGAGGAGAAGAAGGCUGCCGCAAAGCAGGCGAAAUUGGAUAAAAAGCUGGCCAGAAAAAACAAAAAAUCUGAAGAAUAGUGUCAUUCCUGCCAAGAGAAUCCUUAUUGAAAAAUCCAGUAAUGUUUAUACAUUG
Drosophila erecta is the source of this 1614-nucleotide messenger RNA. RefSeq lists its product as uncharacterized. The transcript is spliced from 5 exons. The record is from RefSeq and is a predicted model, not a curated record. Lineage: Eukaryota; Metazoa; Arthropoda; Insecta; Diptera; Drosophilidae. Bases 120 to 1559 code for a protein of 479 amino acids.